GCAUGCCGGAAGUUGGGCGCGUGUUUCCGGCUGGUGUCAGGAACUGCUCUUUGAGAUGAUGGUUUCGCCGGUGUCGCUCGGAUCGCUGCCAGCUGCUCAGGUCUUUUACUGGCUCGGUGUGGCCACCGUGACCUGGCUGUCACUGAAGGCCAUCUAUAGGCUGCUGAGUGGGGCGCAGGUCUUCGUGUUUGGAACAGGAAUCAGGCUGCGAGAGUACGGCCGCUGGGCAGUUGUUACAGGAGCAACUGAUGGAAUUGGGAAGGCUUAUGCGAAGGAGCUCGCCAAGCAUGGUAUGAGUAUUGUCCUUAUCAGCAGAUCCCAAGAAAAAUUGGAUCAAGUUGCUAAUGAAAUAAGCGAGCAAUUCAAAGUUGAAACAAAAACUCUUGCACUGGAUUUUGGAGAAGGAACUGAAAUUUACAAGGUUAUUGAAGCUGGCCUGGAUUGUCUAGAAAUUGGCGUUCUAGUGAACAAUGUGGGAAUUUCUUACAACUACCCAGAAUAUUUCCUGGAUGUUCCUGAUCUCGAUGAUGUUGUCAACAAGAUGCUAAAUAUCAACAUCAUGUCGGUUUGUAAGAUGACUAAGAUGGUAUUGCCUGCGAUGGUGAAGCGGUCAAAAGGCAUCAUCCUCAAUGUGUCAUCAGCUACUGCACUCUAUCCUGUACCUUUACUGACUCUCUACUCUGCCACCAAGUCUUUUGUGGAUUUCUUUUCGCAAGCGCUACAUAUUGAGUACAAGAAUAAGGGAAUCAUUGUCCAGAGUGUGCUGCCAUUCUACGUGGCUACAAAGUUGAGUAAGAUCCGAAGGCCAACUCUAAGCAAACCGAGUCCUGAAACAUAUGUGAAAGCUGCCUUAAAAACAGUUGGUCUUCAGAUGCAGACAAAUGGCUACCUGCCACAUGCCAUUAUGGGUUGGAUUAUGACGUCCCUACUUCCAACAUCUCUAGUCAUUAAGCAGUGUAUGAAGAUGAACCAAGGUCUGCGUGCUCGUCACUUUAAGAAACUGAAGGAGAAAGGGGAAUAACAGGAUUUGCCUGCUGACCAACACAAGCUCGAAAUAAAUGUGGUUCUUUAUCAUGUAAUUUUCAAAUUUCCUAUGAGCAAUGUACCAUGAUUCACUGAAUUUCUUUCUGUCUCAAAGACCAAAUCGGGAGAUUGAAAUCACAUUUUGUUCUGUUUUUGCUGCACUGUUCAUUAAAAAAAAAUUGCUUUGGCGUUCA
Messenger RNA from Rhincodon typus (whale shark), 1217 nucleotides. Its product is annotated as very-long-chain 3-oxoacyl-CoA reductase-A-like. Gene Ontology annotation, cellular component: endoplasmic reticulum. The transcript is spliced from 11 exons. The coding region runs from base 56 to 1021 and encodes 321 amino acids. Gene Ontology annotation, molecular function: oxidoreductase activity. Lineage: Eukaryota; Metazoa; Chordata; Chondrichthyes; Orectolobiformes; Rhincodontidae. The record is from RefSeq and is a predicted model, not a curated record.